CAGCGGCUAUUGGAGCCUGGAGGAAAGCUAUGGAGGCUGAGGAAAACGAACCCACAAGCCAAAGAACAAAAAGGGUCAGAAGGCAAGAGAUAUUGGAAAAAAAGAAGGCUGCGGAUGACAUAAUCAGAGCUGCUUCUUCACAAAAGGAUCAUCUUUCUUCGUUUCCCCAGUAUCGCCAUUAUCGCACAAAUGGACUGUCUGUGUACUUGGGGUCUGGACUUGGGGAUAAGCUCUCAUUCCAUCUGAAGCAGUACAUACAGAAACUUCUCAAGGUAAACAUGGAGGGACCAUAUGGAUCAGAGUGGCCGACGGAAGAGAAAGUGAAGCGGAAGGAAAUGGUUGCUCCAGAAGCACGUUAUAUAUUUGUAUAUGAGGAUACAAAUGUAGAUGGUAGUCAAAUUUCUUCCAUGCCAGAGAAUGAGAAGAGUUCAAGUCAUACAGAUGCAAUUGUUGGAUUUGUACAUUACCGAUUUAUUAUGGAGGAAGAAGUACCAGUUCUUUAUGUGUAUGAAUUACAGCUCGAAAGUCGUGUUCAGGGAAAGGGACUUGGGAAGUUUUUGAUGGAUCUAGUUGAGCGAAUUGCCAUCAAGAACAGAGUGGGUGCUGUGAUGCUUACUGUACAAAAGAAAAACUUAUUAGCAAUGAACUUUUAUAUGGCUAAACUUGGGUACAUUGUGUCUGCUAUUUCACCAUCGAGAGUCUAUCCAUUGACAGGAUUAGAGACAAGUUAUGAGAUUCUUUGUAAAGCAUUUGAAGCUAAAUCUGCAUUUGAGGUUCGUACUUUCUCCCUAGCCAUAUGCUGUCUCAAGCAAUGCUGUAGAAUAUAACUUAUGGGUUCUGCUUGAGAGAUAGUGAAGCAUUCUAUUCUGAAGCAAGUGUAUUUUUGCAUUUAAACAUGUGAACAAGGGUUAAGGUUGGUGUAGUUAAUUCUUCGUCAACUUCUGUUUCCUUGGUGUUUCUGAAAGACCACAAAUUCGAUUUAGCAUAUGUUAAUGGCAUUAGCUUUUGUUUUAAUCUCGACACAUCUUUCUCUAGGAUAGAGAUUGCAAGCUUAAUUGUGACCCAGUUGCACUUAAAUCAUGGUUGAACAUUGAAUUAUCUCAAUUUAAGCCCGCUGUCCACUUGUAACCAAUUUUUGUUCGUUCCAUGAAGGAGAGCCAAUGACUAGAGUGACAGCUUGACUGGAAUUCCUUCAAGUUGCCUUGUUCUUUGUAUCAAAGUUUCAACCUCAUUCCUGAGGGAAGAUGAGAGGUUUGUCUAGAGGUAGCAUGAAAAGUGCAAUCUUCAGACAAGGAAUUUAUAUCUCUUAUAGGUCCAUUUUAGUUUCUGCGUUUAGCAAAAGUGUGUCAUAAUGUUAUCGGAAUUAGCUUUUGUGUAUCUUAGGGACAUUUCAAUGUUGUCCUCCUAGGUAAUUUAACGUCUUUGUCCGAAUUCUAGCUCUGGAUUAAAGUUGAGACUGCAUUAUUCUAUUACUGAGGGGUCAGAAGAUGAAAAAGCUAUUGGAAAAGCAUUGUUACAGCUCAUGUUCAUUUCUCCCAGAAUCUUGAUUUCUAGCAACAGGCAAUUUGGAUGCAUUUGUUUGAUC
Molecule: messenger RNA, 1585 nt
Organism: Coffea eugenioides
Lineage: Eukaryota; Viridiplantae; Streptophyta; Magnoliopsida; Gentianales; Rubiaceae
Product: N-alpha-acetyltransferase 40
Exons: 7
Coding region: 30-827 (265 amino acids)
Cellular component (GO): nucleus
Molecular function (GO): histone H4 acetyltransferase activity; protein N-terminal-serine acetyltransferase activity; histone H2A acetyltransferase activity
Source: RefSeq, a predicted model, not a curated record